AUGUGUUCUACUAUUCACAAAUCAUUCAAUGGUGACACCGUGAAUCGCCGGGUAAAGACUGCAGAGGGUUGGAGAAGGGACCAGGUUCCUGUUCCAGUAGCAGUGGCGGAGUACAACAAAUACAUGGGUGGCGUUGACCUCUCAGAUGCGCUCAUUGGUUACUACAACGUGCUCCACAAAACCAGAAAAUGGUCUGCUGAACGCAGCAUUAUCUACUGUUUGCUGUGCCUGAAGCCACAGGAAAUGCUUUCGGUUCACCUGGCCAGAGUGUGUAUGAAGAACAGCACACAAGCUGAAAGAGCUGAAGAGCUGCAAAAAGCAAAAGCAUCAAACAGGGGCUGGGUGCUCACUGGCAGGACCUGGGACUACAACAAGCUUUGUGAGAUCCUGCCUGAUCCAAGCUGUCGUCUGAACAUGGUGAAAGAGCUGCUUCAGCGUGGUUUUUUCAUCAAGAACCAGCCUGAAGAAUCAGAACUGGUCUUGGGCCAUGCAGAGGCCACCACAACUGCCACACUUUCCAGCACAAAAGACUGGCAAAAUGUUUUGAGAGCUGGCAAGGCUGAGUUCCUGAGGAUCUUCAAGAACCUACAGACAGGCGUUGUGGUCUCUGACAGUGAAAAGGUGCUGUAUCGCUAUUACUGUGAGGCCAUCCUGCUCUACCGUCACCACCAGAGCCCAGGAACAGUGAAAGGCUUCACAGAUGCAGAGUGGGUGGGCAGGAUUCAUCAUGGUGGCAGAAUUCUGACUGGCUUUCACAGCCACAGUCAAAGAAGCCAGCAGACAGCGUCAUUUGCCUUAACAGCCAAAGAGGAAGCAUGGUUUCAGAUGUACUUCAAGCAGAUUAGGCCGAAAAACAUUCAGCCUGAAAGUCCCUGCAGUUAUUUUUCAUCACUUUAUCUGGCGAGGCACUUACCAGCAUUUCAAAAGACAUGGAACGCCUCCAUGAAAUGAUUAAGCUACCCCUGGUCAAGAGCUCGGUUGUGCGGAAGGCUGUUCAGGUCUCUGCAAAAACUCUCCCAGCCCACCAGCAAGAUGCCAUAUCUGAUUAUAUGCUGCAGCAACAUUACAGAAAGCCCCAGCCUCAGGACGUUGUGGACACGGCUGUGCUGCUGGACUCUUUGGCAGGCUUUACUUCAGAUGAUGAGAGCCAAAGUGCUACCACCACCUCUUCGGACUUCUCUGCAUUCCUGUCAAGUUUUCCUGUGUCUUGUGAUGGUCAGCCACCGACCAAAAGACAGCGGGUCAGUGCUGGGUUUCCCAGAGACCGCGUGUUUUAUGAUAAGUGGCGAAACACACAGCAGAUAUUCCUGUCUUUGGUCAAACUGACACAAUUCACACACCGGAAGCCUUCAGCUGCAAAAGGUGGCCAGGAUGAUUGCACAGUAAGGGUGGACAGCCAAUCAUCCUAAGCCCGAAGAUAUCGUCAGGAUGUGGAAGCCAGCUUCCAAGACCACCAUUGAGACGGAUGAAUCUCUCAUCAAGUGCGUCUCAGAGCAGACCUGGAAGGGCCUUGCCAUUAAGGACUUUGGUCCUGAGCAAGGACUAGGUUAGACCAUCUUCAUUUUUCUUUCUUUCUUUUUGUGAUGUAGAAGCUGCAGCAAAAUUUACAAUUAAACAUGUAAUGUUCAGGGCUAAAUAAAAACCUUAUUUCACUUUUGAUCACAGGAGUGGUUGCAACCAGACGAUUUUCCAAGGGCGACAUUGUUUGUGAUUAUCAUGGGAAGGUAAUCACAGCUGCCGAAGGGAGAGUCAUGAUGCAGGACAUCCAUGACGAGGCAGGCUUCCUGUUCUUUUUUUAAAGCUGGACAGAGAGACCGCUGCAUCGAUGCUCAGACCUUCCCGUGUGAGUGCCACCCUGACGCAGACAUGAUUGGAAGAAGGAUUAACCAUUCUUCUAAGAUGCCAAAUCUAAAGCACUUUCACUGUGUGCUGAAGGUGAACGGUGAGGACAAGGUUGUGGUCCUCUUCAAGGCCCUGCAGGACAUCAGCGUGGACACACAGCUGAAAUUUGACUAUGGAGUGUCGUGGCUCGAGAGAGUAGAUUUCUUCAAUGGAGUCAGAGAAGCUCAAAAAGCAGAGUUUCAGAUGCCAAAAUAAGACUUUAUUAAACAAAGUAACAAAGCCGAGAAGACAGCCGCCUCAUCCACUACUUCUAAUUCUAUGUCUGUCCAUAAAUCUUUUUUUAUACCUUUUUACUAACCAAAUUUGUCUGGUUUUGCUACAAUUUAUUACCAGCCCAUUUGGCCUAUUUUUAUUGGUGGGAUUUGGACAGAUCCACCAUUGUUUAAGAAUGGCUACACCAAAAUGGUUAUAUUAAAAUGGUUACAUCAAAUCUGCUACAUUUAAUUAGUUCACACUAAAAUGAAAAAACACCAGUAUUCAAAAGCCUAUGGGAUAGACUCUCUCUGUGCUCUCACACGAAACAGUGGUGUUGUUUUGUAUUACUUUUAACCUUGAAAAUUUUCCCCUUAUGGUUCUGUUCCCACACCAGUACGGCUUCUUAUAUUUCACAAUCUGUAUUAACCCUCUGGGGUCGACAAACGUAUACGCGUUUUGAGGCAGAUUUUCCUGAUAAGGCCGAAAUGAGCUUGAAUUACUCUGCCAUUUUUGAUCGUACAGAUAAAAGCAAUACACCAUUCGAAUCUGUAAGGGGUCUACUUUUAUUUGUGUACACUCAUAAUAACAACUAAACUUUGUGCUUUUGAAGAAUAAAGAAAACAAACAGGGUGCGCUCUCUGUCUUCUCCGUGAACUGCGUUUUGAAACAUGUCACUAAAAUGAACUGUAACUCAGCAAAUACUUCACACAGAGACAUGAGAAAUAUAUCUAUAGAAAGCUUGACAUGUCUACAGUUAAAUGAAGCAAGUCUUCCCGAAAAAAUACCUGAUCGCCUUGGCAAACUGAAGCCAGUCUAUCAGCAGAUACGUGAUGCCUGCAAGACCUUCUUUCAUCCUCAUCAGAACAUUGCAGUAGACGAACGGAUGGUGGCAUCAAAGGCGAGGAUUGUGCUAAAACAGUACAUGAAGGAGAAGCCAACAAAAUGGGGGUACAAACUUUGUUUUAGCUGAUUCCAAAUAUGGCUACACAUGGGAUUUUUUUUUUUUUAUCUAUGAGGGCAAAUCGCCUGUGGCACAAGCAGAACAAACUAAAGGACUCAGCUAUGAAUCGGUGAUGGCGCUGGUGGAUGAGAAAAUGUUAGGAACAGGCUACAAGCUGUAUGUGGACAAUUUGUACACCAGCCCAUCACUGUUCCGAGACCUCCUCCAGAAGGGCAUCUGGGCCUGUGGGACAAGUCGCAGCAACCGGGUGGGCUUCCCGCAAGCCACUGACAACAGACUGCCCAGAAAUGCUCCCCGUGGGAGUAUGAGAUGGAUUCGCAAUGACAAGCUACUGUUUGUUGAAUGGAAGGACACUAGGGAAGUGCUCAUGUGCUCCUCCUUCCAUUCAGCAAAUGGAGACCGCACGGUACAGAGGAGGAUGAGGACGAGAAGUGGGAAAUGGACGGUGCUGACUGUUCCUAUACCUGCUGCAGUGGCUGACUACAACGAGUUGAAUUUUUUCAGUGGUGUUGAAUAAAAAAUUGUGGCGAUGUGUUCACAUUUUAUUUACUUAUCCUAUUAUUUUCCACACAGGAACAUGGGAGAAGUUGAUCACUCCGAUGCCCUCAUCGCUAUUACACCAUUCUGAGAAAGACCAGGAAGUGGUACCGUGCCCUAUUCUACCACUUCAUUGAUAUCGCUGUGGUGAAUGCGUUCAUUCAUCAGCGGAUAGCUGUAGCACGGAACCAAAAACCCAAAACACAAAGAGAGUUCCGUGAAACCCUGGUACUGGAGCUUGCUGAUUGGAAUAACCAUGCUACUUCUGGUCCUACUGCUGCAGCUCAAAUUACAGGAGGACCCACAGGCCCAAAUACAAUCACCGAAAUUGGUGAUGAUUCGAGGAGAAGAUGCCACCAAAAAAACUCAUAAUCUGCCAGGCAUGCAACGCAUAUCUGUGUUUCCAGGCAACAAGAGACUGUUUCAACGACUGG
Molecule: messenger RNA, 4029 nt
Organism: Onychostoma macrolepis
Lineage: Eukaryota; Metazoa; Chordata; Actinopteri; Cypriniformes; Cyprinidae
Exons: 7
Coding region: 1-951 (316 amino acids)
Source: RefSeq, a predicted model, not a curated record